Molecule: messenger RNA, 579 nt
Organism: Talaromyces stipitatus ATCC 10500
Lineage: Eukaryota; Fungi; Ascomycota; Eurotiomycetes; Eurotiales; Trichocomaceae
Exons: 6
Coding region: 1-579 (192 amino acids)
Molecular function (GO): fatty acyl-CoA hydrolase activity
Source: RefSeq, a predicted model, not a curated record
AUGACUGAAAGUAUGGCCGCCAAGGAUGGGCGUCAAUCUCUCACAAAGCAGGAUGUCACGAAUGCCGUAGAGAGUUUUAUAGAGUUAUACAAACAACUAGUCCUCGAGCAGAAUUUCAAAGGCUACGAUACCAAACUCCUAACACAAGACCUUCGAUUCAUUGAUGCUGAACCCUCUGGCUCCUCUUCCUGGGAGAUGGCGGCCGACGAGACAUGGUGUAAUAUGAAUGGUGUCCUUCAUGGAGGGGCUUAUGGCGUUAUAUUUGAUAUGUGUACUGCUAUUACCAUGCAGACUAUUUCCAGGCCUGGGUAUUGGGAGUUCCUGGCCGGCGUAACACGAACGUUAAAUAUCUCAUACCUCAAAGCCAUCCCCUUAGGCACAACAAUACGUAUAAACUGCCAAGUCGAGCAGCACGGCAAAACAAUGGCCCUGAUCAGCGGAUACAUUGAGUCCCUCGACGGAAAAGUCAAAUAUGCCACUGCUGAGCAUCACAAGGUUCAUGUUCCUGCGGAUCCGGGAUUGGCAUCGAGGUUAGAGGCUUUGAAGCUUGCUCGGAGGAGGGAGAGGUUGAAAUUGUGA